CCUCGCUUUCCCCACCAGCCGGUGCCAGGAAGGUGCCCGUAACAAUGGUUGUUUAUGGGCAAAGAAUACGCGUGAAGAAAAAACUAAUAGCUUGACGAGACGACCUCAUCAGCGUCCUCUACCUAAGGCAUCAGGCCAUUUGCAUUUGAUCACGCCUCUCAAGUCUACGCCCAUCCGUCUCACAGCCUCUCGGUCUGGGAGACAUCGGCUCAAAGAUUACUGGAGAAAUGGAGACGAGCGUGAUCGUCCUGUCCGUCGUGGUAGGAUUGUUCGGGGUCGGAAGCGCCGUGCUGGGGUUCAUCGCCGAGGGCACCAAGCUCGAGCGGAAUGACAUCGGGGUGUCCAAGACCGAGUGCGUGUACCCCGGCAACCCGGCGUUCGCGCUGGGGCUGGUCGCGGCGCUCCUGCUGCUGGCGGCCCAGAUCACCGUCUCGGCCGCCGGCCGCUGCUGCGGCUGCUGCAAGCCCCGGGGCGCCGCCUUCUCCGCGUCCAGGCGGAACAUCGGCGUCGUCUUCGCCGUCCUCUCAUGGGUGGCGACGGUGAUCGCGGAGAUCUACUUCGUGCAGGGCGCGGCGUGGAACGCGCCGGUGACGCGCGAGGUCAACACGGGGUGCUACUUCGUCAGGGACGGCGUGUUCAGGAGGGCGGCCAUCCUGAGCAUCAUCGCAACCGUGCUCGGGAUCAAGUCCUACUUCUUGCUUCGCGCCGCUGCGGCCACGGCGGCGGCGGCGGCUGCUGCUGUGCCAGGAUACCCGGGGGCCGUGGCGGGGCCGUCGUCGGCGGGCGAGCCCAAGCCCGACGGGAUCGCGAUGGGUCACCCUGCUCCGAUGUACGGGCAGGCGCCGUACGCGCACUACCCUCCGCCUCCGAACGCGCAGGGGUACGGGCAGUACCCGCCCCCUCCAAACGCGCAGGGGUAUGGACAGUACCCUCCUCCUGCUCAGGGGUACGGGCACGGACACUGAUUCCAGCCCGCUGCUCCCCCUCAGGGUCAAGGAUACGGGCAAGCCGUGUAGAUUGAUCACUGGCCUAUGUGCAGGCGUGCUAUGUUCUUCUGUCUCUAGUAGCAUUCUGCUGCGUAAAUCACCACACGGGUCACGGCUCGUAGGCUGUUCCCGUUGUGGUGAAUGAUGAUCGUCUCUGCUUGGAAGUGCAAAUUGAGCUUUGAGAUUU
This is a messenger RNA of Aegilops tauschii subsp. strangulata, 1173 nucleotides long. Its product is annotated as protein VASCULATURE COMPLEXITY AND CONNECTIVITY. The record is from RefSeq and is a predicted model, not a curated record. NCBI's taxonomy places the organism in Eukaryota, Viridiplantae, Streptophyta, Magnoliopsida, Poales, Poaceae.